UCUAACAAUUUCCAAAUCGAAUUUUCCCACAUGGAGCUCGAAAUUUUUCCCCGAAAUUGGAUGUCGAUCAGUUAAAUUCGGACGAACAUAAUAAUGGACGAAUAUUGUUUAGGUUUUUGCUAGUAAACGAUGUAACAUGAUUCACAUCAACCUUUAAUUUAAAAAUAGAUUGCUAAAAUUACCACCGUUAUGUCAUCGGCCUUGCCUAGUUGCACUUGGAACCGUUUAUCUUAUGACAUAUUUGGGAAAAGGGAAAUUUCUUCUAUCAUUGACGUAAAAAAAUAUUUGAAGAUUUUUCUCAAAGACUUAAAUACGGGCAUCAUUGACGUAAAGAUAAAAUGUAAAAAUGUUUCAAGUGUUUUAUCAAAGAGUAAAGACGGAACAUCAGCCCUAUGGGCUGCUUUUCUUCUAACCUACCUACGACGACGUCAUGUAGCAACAUCUGUUAGAAUAUCAUAUUCCAGAGGUAAUCUCCUUUGUCACAGUUCUUAGGCAGCAGUUUUAAACGAUGUGAGAGGAAAAACUUAUCCAUAGGGUUCUUACUGAUCACUUGUCGGAGAGGAUUGACGAAAGCCAUGGCAGACGAGAAAGAACGACAUUGUUUAUCAUGCCAGGAAAAAGAUUUUCUAAUUAUGGCCUGUAACGAUGACUGCCAUCAUCUCUGCCUUCAAUGUUUAUCACUAUGGUUACGAUCAAAGACAAACGAGCCAGAUUCAUUCAAUUACCAGUGUCCAUUGUACGACGAAUGUCACUCUAGUUUCGACCCAGAUACUGUCAAUGACAUUCUUGUUCAACUCCCGGACAACUCGCAAGGGGUAACAUCGAAGGACGUCCAGAAACUAAGCGUGAAUUCUGCAGUCAGGAGUGAUAAAAAAGUUUCAUGUCCAAACUGCGCCUUCUUUUGGACCGAGGAUGAAGAUUUUGUGGAAUUAUUCGCAAACUGCUCCGCUUGCAAGACGGCAUUUUGUUUGACAUGUGAACAUAUUCUGGGUCCGUACAGCCAUCUUGAUCACGUGUGUCCGCUAGAUAACAACAGCAAGAAUGAACGCAAAGCGGUGGCAGAGAUUCUCAGUGAAGCAUCGACUUUUAAAUGCAAAAAUCCGAAUUGUGAAUAUUCACGCGCGGGUACUUGUAUGGCAAAGCAAGAGGGGGACUGCAACGUCAUAAGAUGUUCAAGCUGCAAGAUCUACUACUGCUAUAUUUGCAGCAAGAGUCUAGGAUUUGGGAAGAUAAGAGCUCAUGAGAGUUUUCCACAUGAAAAUUCGCUUAUUCCUGGGGCACCAAACUGCUGGAUUUUUGACGAAAUCGCGUUCAAUCAUACGACAGAAGAAGCAUCAAAUCUGAGAAAACUCCAUCAGUUAUCGAAGUAUUUUAGUUCACUUCCAAUUAGCAAGAAAGCAAAGCAAGUUGUUCUUGCUCAGUGCCGGGAUCUUGUCGGGGAUUUGAGCGAGAAGAUUGUUCUAGAACUGAAUGAAUCUACCGUAAACAAAUGUACGAUACUUUGACGAUGAUAAUUGAUGAAAUUUAGCUCGACCUCAUCCAAUAAUCGCUCUUUAUUUCACUCAGUGCACUUAUACAGUGAGCACGAAACUCCAAAAAUUGAUGGAAGAUGAAAAAAUUAACAAAAUGAGAAAUCAAAGUAAAUCCUUAUCUCUCCCCAGUCUCUUGUGAGAGUUUCGUUUGCUUGUCAGCGUAGAAAACAAUUUUUCCCGCCAUUCGUAGACUUCUGCUACAUAAAAUGGCACACGCGUCGUGGGCGAAAAGAGCGGGAAAAUUGUAGGCCAAUUUUCUAGGACACUACAUUUUCCAGCUGUCGUUACACAUGUCAAAUUGUAAUUUUAAACCAAAACUCAUGAUGUAUUUGAUCAUUUUGUUCCCGCUUUUGCUCAGCAACCUUAAUUGGUAUUUUCCCAGGACUCCUAGAUACAAUUUUAAACGAUACACAUUACGGAGGCAUAAAUCUGGUAAACAAACGAUUAAGGAUUUACUAAAUAUCAACUUCGAAAAAAUCCCGAGUGUGUGUACAGCGCUAGGGGGAAAAGAGUCUUGUACCCCGAAUAGAUCUUAAACUAAAAGUAGCGUGAUUUUCAGUUAUGAGUGAGAAAACUUAAUAAAUAUUAAGGUGACGUGAAUAUAGAUUGGAAUAAGGCUAGAAUAGAGAGCAGAAAACUCGAUAAAUAACGGCCUUUCGUUAUAUAAUAUGACUAAUGAUGUUAUUGACGAUUGGCCAAAUAUUUACGUGUCGGCUAUAGUCACGUGAUGCGUAAAAUGACAUAAGACCUAUGGAGAAAGCAAAGCAGGAUCGAAAGUCAAAACAUUUUUUUUCACAUUGAAAAAUAAAAGAAACUACGAAGAUAGUAAUAUCUCAAAUCUAUUUAAAGACUGUAAUAGUGAAGGGGAAGUACAGUCGUAUUUUCUUAUAAAAACUACUUUAUGAAUCUCAAUACGAAAAUAUUGGAAUUAUAGUAUAUUGUGUAUAUGGUUGCUAAGUAAAAAUCCAACGAAAUUUGAAAGCUUAUUUUUAAUCAAAUUGAAUAAAUAUUACUCUCUUGUUUUUGAAAUAAGCUUUGUUUUACGUUUAUUUAUGGUCUCCUUAAAUGAAUUUUUGCAAAGCCAUCUUUUACUGAAUUGUGAGACUGCCUCAGUCCUAGGACUAGCUGGGUCAAAUUUGUUAUCCGUUGUCGGAUAGUAGUUAGAUUGGGCCGAUGUAAAGACAUUCGAUGGACAAAUAUAUUAAAGAUUAAUCGCAGGAAAAAUAA
Messenger RNA from Actinia tenebrosa (Australian red waratah sea anemone), 2759 nucleotides. RefSeq lists its product as uncharacterized. Lineage: Eukaryota; Metazoa; Cnidaria; Anthozoa; Actiniaria; Actiniidae. Gene Ontology annotation, cellular component: LUBAC complex. Gene Ontology annotation, molecular function: ubiquitin binding; ubiquitin-protein transferase activity. Gene Ontology annotation, biological process: protein linear polyubiquitination; proteasome-mediated ubiquitin-dependent protein catabolic process. The record is from RefSeq and is a predicted model, not a curated record.